Podarcis muralis (Common wall lizard) is the source of this 1375-nucleotide messenger RNA. RefSeq names its product DnaJ heat shock protein family (Hsp40) member C25 (gene DNAJC25). Lineage: Eukaryota; Metazoa; Chordata; Lepidosauria; Squamata; Lacertidae. Gene Ontology annotation, biological process: protein folding. The record is from RefSeq and is a predicted model, not a curated record. Gene Ontology annotation, cellular component: endoplasmic reticulum membrane.
CGCGGCCGAGAGCGGCGCGAGGGAGCUCGCGAGGCGGCGGCAGCGUAAGCGUCGUCGUGGCGGCGUUGCGCGCGAGGCCCCUCCCGCGAGCGGUCGCCCUUGGCUACGGGCAUGGCGUGGGCGCGGCCGGCUCCGGGGGUUCCGGAGGGGCUGCGGCCUCCGCCGCCGCUGCCGCCGCUCCUCCUCCUCCUCGUGUGGGUCUCCGCCCUGUGCCUUUUCCCCCGGCCGGCGGAGGCCCUGGUGGAAGGUCUCUACUGCGGGAAGCUGGUCUGCUACGACGUGCUGGGCGUGAGCCGGGAUGCCAGCAAGGCUGAAGUGGCCCGGGCUUACCGGCAGCUGGCCCUCCGCUACCACCCGGACCGCCGACCGCGGGAGCCCGACCCGGACGGCAAAGGAGCAGAGGCCGCCCAGGAGAAGUUCCUGCUCAUCGCCACCGCCUACGAGACCCUCAAGGAUGAAGAAACUCGUAAGGAUUAUGAUUAUAUGUUGGAUCAUCCUGAGGAGUAUUACAGCCAUUACUAUCACUAUUAUAGUAGAAGAUUGGCACCCAAGGUAGAUGUCAGAAUCGUGAUUCUAGUCACCGUCUGUGCCAUCUCUGUUUUUCAGUUCUUCAGCUGGUGGAGUAGCUACAAUGAAGCUAUCAACUACCUAGCAACCAUGCCAAAAUAUCGUAUACAAGCCAUGGAGAUUGCCAGGCAACAAGGGCUACUAAACAGAGCCAAAGAAAAGGGCAAGAACAGGCGGUCCAAGGAAGAAAUCCGGAAGGAGGAGGAGGAAAUAAUCAAAGAUGUAAUAAAAAACAAAAUAGAUAUCAAGGGUGGUUAUCAGAAGCCCCAAAUAUAUGACAUACUCUUAUUCCAAAUCCUUUUAACGCCUUUUUAUCUGUGCAAGUACAUAGGAUGGUAUUGUUGGUGGAUUUAUUGUUUCAACAUCAAAGGACAGGAGUAUGGGGAAGAAGAAAAGUUGUAUAUUAUACGCAAGUACAUGAAAAUGUCACAGUCUCAGUUUGACACUUUGGAAGAUCACCAGAAAGAGACUUUUCUUGAACGACAGCUCUGGAUAAGAGAGAACUAUGAGCUUUACAAACAAGAGCAAGAGGAAGAACUGAAGAAAAAAAUGGCAUCGGACCCUCGAUGGAAAAGAUACAGGCGGUGGAUGAGAAAUGAAGGACCUGGAAGACUGACUUUUAUUGAUGAUUGACACUUGCUGUAACUUAUACGGUCCAGUGAUGAUUGGCAAGAAAAAUUUCAUACCUAAAAAGUUCAGAGUUGAACUGCUGUGUCUCAGCAAUGUUCUGAAACUCAGGAAGUAAUCAGACAGAAAACUAGUACAAUUUUAUGAUUUUUAUAAAAUAAAAGGAAAUCUGCUAAUCAGU